Cadophora gregata is the source of this 903-nucleotide messenger RNA. RefSeq lists its product as uncharacterized. The coding region runs from base 1 to 903 and encodes 300 amino acids. Gene Ontology annotation, biological process: protein deubiquitination. The record is from RefSeq and is a predicted model, not a curated record. The transcript has a single exon. Gene Ontology annotation, molecular function: cysteine-type deubiquitinase activity. NCBI's taxonomy places the organism in Eukaryota, Fungi, Ascomycota, Leotiomycetes, Helotiales, Ploettnerulaceae.
AUGGAGUCCUUCGAGGACAUGCAAAGUCGGCACCGCAAAGAGCAAAAAGAUCUGCAAGGUCGAAUCACGAACAAGAAGAAAAACGCUACAAAGAAGACACGGAAAGGCGUGAACAGCGAAUGCGACGAGCUGGAGCGCCAGCUUAAGGAUAAGCAGGCGCAAGAAAUCGCAGCUUUGAACGGUGAGCCCGCGGACAUUCAAGAUGUGCCAGAUCUUGAGGAAGACAUUGUCGAAGAACCUGCUACAAAUGGUAUGAACGGCAUCACCGAAUCGUUGGAUAAAUCGGCCAUUUCGGAACCUGAGCCUUCGGAGGAUGGACAGCCUCGAAAACGAAACAGACAAAAGGAGCGGUUGGCUCGUCGCGCGGCAGAACAUGAAGCUGCGAUCGAGCAGGCGAAGAAAGAAGCUGCAAAUCAACCGGAUCAGAAGGCUGUGGAGCGGAAGAAGAUGCUGGAUCAGUUCACUGCGAAUGGCUUGGUGGAGAAGAGUAUUAGACCAGAUGGACAUUGUCUGUUCUCUGCCGUGGCGGAUCAGCUUUCACAAGUUGGGAUUCCAUUGGGUCCAGAAAGUGAGGAUAUCAAGGAGGGAGAGAGGUAUAAGGUUGUGAGAAAGGCGGCUGCAAGGUAUAUUGAGGGACAUCCAGACGAUUUUGUGGCGUGGUUGGAUGAGCCGCUGGACCAGUACGUUGAGAAAAUUAGGGAUACGGCGGAAUGGGGAGGGCAUCUGGAAUUACUGGCUCUGGCUAAGACGUAUAUAGUGGAGAUAUGUGUCUUACAGGAUGGAGUUGCGCAGACAAUUGAGCCCGGAGAUGGGAAGAAGGAUCCAGAAAGGAUUUGGCUGGCAUACUAUCGACAUGGAUUUGGGCUGGGAGAACAUUACAACUCUUUACGCAAGGCACCUUGA